Messenger RNA from Microplitis demolitor, 5056 nucleotides. It is a transcript of the gene Ube4B, whose product is annotated as ubiquitin conjugation factor E4 B. The transcript has 5 exons. Gene Ontology annotation, biological process: protein polyubiquitination. Gene Ontology annotation, cellular component: nucleus; cytoplasm; ubiquitin ligase complex. Gene Ontology annotation, molecular function: ubiquitin-ubiquitin ligase activity. Lineage: Eukaryota; Metazoa; Arthropoda; Insecta; Hymenoptera; Braconidae. The record is from RefSeq and is a predicted model, not a curated record. Bases 181 to 3576 code for a protein of 1131 amino acids.
GAAGCAUGAAGUGAAGUGACUUUCCAAUUUGCUGAUAAGUCCGAGUUUAAUAAAACAAAAUUUCACAUGAUAAAUAAUAAUAUUUUAAGUGACAAUUACUACCAACAAGACAUACAAUUGUUCCUUCACAAAAGUGACGUUGUUUAAAAAAAACUAAUAAAACUGUUUAAUUAAUUAAUCAUGAGUGAAUUAAGUCAAGAGGAAAUGCGCAGACGACGACUGGCUCGUCUAGCUGGACUUGAAUCCAGUGUAAGCAAUCCAGUUAGUCCACCUGGAUCUAGUGUCAACAAUGUCUCUAAGUCUUCAAAUUCACCUGGUCCAUCAACUUGUCCAGACUUACCAACACCAUCACUCCAACAACAACAAUCACCUACUCAGCCUCAAUUAAAUGAAUCAUCCAAUGAACGAGAAGUUCCAAUGGAUUUUGAAGAAACCAACGAAAAGCAAUCGAAUAAUAUUUCCAUAGACGUUGAUUCUGGAAUCGAAAAUAUGGAAGUCGAGGAACAAGAUCGCAAAGAUCAUACUUCUAGAUCUAGGACCACCAGCUCCAGCGCCGACGUCUCUACAGACCAAAUCCACAGCACAAUCUCCCGUGUCCUUUGCGUCUCCUGGAAGCAACCAACAGAACAAACCAUAUUUCUCCCGGAGCUAUCAGCAAACACUUCAUCACUCAACCGGACAAUGUCUCACACCGACCUAAUAAACGAGUCGCUCAUGGAAGUCCUAAAAAUUUUCACCGACAAUGAAGAUCCCCUGAAAGACAUAACCAGCGACGUCUUAUCUGACGGCGAAGACAGUCCCAAUAGUCAGACAAGUCCCAUGGUCAGUCCAGCCGCCGCCACAUCAUCACUAGCAUCAUCAUCAGCAACCGGACUGCCCAUGAUAUUCACCAGUGAAAGUAAAAACAAACCCCGUAGUUUUUUCUACCUCGUCGACUGCUACAGUCGUGCCGCACUCGAGGAACGGAACAACCCGAAGCGUUCAAGUGUCCCGCCAAUUUCCGAAGUAUUAAUUUCGCUCCGCGCCCAAUGUGUUCAAUACGCGAGUCUCGUUCUGCAGCAAAUAAUCGGAGUACCAGUUGAUAAACUAAUAAACCCAUCCUCAGUAAUCACAAGUCCGCUGCUGUAUCCAGUUCUAGCCCAGACUCUACCACGUGGUUUCCUUCAUGAACUGGUAGCGCGCACUCAUUUAAACCCACAGACAUUCAAUAAAAUAUUUACACCACUGCUCCAAGGUCUGUAUUUGUCAAUGCAACAAGUGAGUCUCAUUGGCAACACCCAUCGUCGUCCCAUUGAAGCGCUAGAAGAACUAAUAGACAUCCGUUGCGGUACCAAUGGCAACAUCCGGCCCAUAUGCCGACUUAUCACCCACCAGAUCCAAUUCCUGCCAGAUUUCAUGACGACUGCAGUAGGCCGCGAGCUAACCCGGACGUCAUUCCUCGGUCCCUUCUUAUCGGUAUCAGUUUUCGCAGAAGACCAACCGAAGGUCGCGGAAAAAUUCUUCAGCGGCAAUCCAACGAAUGACAAGUCAAUAAAUUUGACACUGCAGCAGGAGUUAGAGAGCACGAGAUCGUCAUUGCAUAAAUUAUUUCAUGCUAUUUUAGCAACUAGUACAUGCCGUGAAGCAACGCUGGCUUACUUAGCGACUUUAUUGCGGCACAAUGAAAAACGUGUGCAAAUUCAAACAGAAGAAUUCGCGCUAGCAGGUGAUGGCUUCAUGCUUAAUUUAUUAUCUACAUUACAAAUGCUGUCGGUUAAAAUAAAACUAGAUACCGUCGACCCGCUGUAUCCAUUCCACCCAUCAAGUUUCGUUGAAAUAAAAAAUGACACGCGUCUGAAAUUGUCAUCCCAGGAAGUCGUCGACUGGGUAAAGGAAUUAGAAACAAGCCACAAGUGGACGGAAGCUAAAUUCCCAACUCAGUGCUGGUUCUUGACUCUGCACUGCCACCACAUCGCGCUGAUGCCCGCGCUGCAAAAAUACAGGCGUAAAUUACGCGCGUUGAGAGAGUUGCAGAAAAUGCUGGACGAUUUGCAGGCGACCGAGUCCUCGUGGAAGGACGCGCCCUACGCUGGCCACAAUAAGGAACUCAUCAAACGUUGGAAGCAGCAACUCAAGCGUCUGAGCAAAUCCAAGUCUUGCGCUGAUGCUGGUCUGAUUGAUCCAGUUCUGAUGAGACGUUCCCUGCACUUCUACUGCUCCGUCGCUGAAAUUCUGCUGGGUCUGCUGAAGCAGUCAGAAAAUGGGAACUCAUUGUCCUUGUCACUGCCAUUGCCCCAACAGAUUCCCAAUAAAUUCACGGCAUUGCCUGAGUGGUACGUCGAAGACAUCGCGGAAUUUUUGCUGUUCGCCCUGCAGUUUUGUCCCUCUGUCGUCACUAAUAAUGUCGACAACGCGCUGAUCACUUGGCUGCUCGUGAUCAUUUGCACGCCGCACUGCAUCAGAAACCCGUACCUCAUUGCUAAGAUAAUAGAAGUACUUUUUGUGAUAAACACAAGUGUUCAAGGACGCAAUGACAUCCUGCAUGACCAAGUGAUGUCGCACCCAAUAACCAAAACCCACUUGGCCUCUUAUCUCAUGAAGUUUUACACUGAUGUGGAGACAACGGGAUCCAGCUCGGAGUUCUAUGACAAAUUUUCUAUAAGAUAUCACAUAAGUUUGAUAUUGAAGACGAUGUGGGACAGUCCCGUGCACCGGACAUCGAUAAUAAAUGAGAGCAACAAUGGCAAGCAGUUUGUAAAGUUCAUCAACAUGCUGAUGAACGACACGACGUUUUUGCUGGACGAGAGCUUGGAGUCACUGAAGCGCAUCCAUGAAGUCCAGGAACUGAUGGCUGAUAAACCGAACUGGUCAUCGAUGUCAAAUGAGCAGCAGCAGUCGAGGACAAGACAACUGACUGCUGAUGAACGGCAGGCGAGGUCGUAUCUGACGCUGGCUAAGGAGACGGUUUCGAUGUUUCAUUACUUGACUGUGGAAAUAACGGAGCCGUUUUUGCGGCCGGAACUUGUGGGCAGAUUGAGUGCGAUGCUGAACUUUAAUUUGAAGCAACUCUGCGGCCCUAAAUGCAAAGAUUUGAAAGUUAAAAAGCCGAUCAAGUAUGGGUGGGAACCGCGCACGCUGCUGGGGCAACUGAUUGAUAUUUACUUACAUCUUGACUGUGAUAAUUUUGCUGCUGCUUUAGCCAGCGAUGAGAGAUCGUUUUGCAAAGAAUUGUUUACCGAUGCCGCGAAUCGUUUGGGAAAAGCGAACAUUAAAACUACAACUGAAAUCGAGAGAUUCAUGGCACUGGCAGAACGCGCUGCAGUUAUUGCGCGUGAUAAUCUCGCACGUGAAGAAGACUACGGUGAUGCACCAGACGAGUUCCGUGAUCCACUUAUGGACACGCUGAUGGAAGAUCCUGUUAAAUUACCUUCCGGUAUAAUAAUGGAUAAGGCUGUUAUAAUUAGGCAUUUAUUGAACAGCUCAACAGAUCCAUUUAGCCGGCAGCCACUCAGUGAAGAUAUGCUUAUGCCAGAUCUCGAUUUAAAAAGAAGAAUAACCGCAUGGAAACAACAAAAAAGACCAUCACCAAAUUAUUAAUAAAUAAAAUCCUCAUGUGUGAGCAAAAUUUAAAAAUUAUCUAUACAGUAGAUAAUUAAAGGAUUGAAGAUAAAAAUAUUGAUUAUUAUUAUCUAUAAAUUCAUAUAUCCGUAUAUAAUAAUAAUAAUAACAACAAUAAAAAUUAUAAUUAAUUAAUUAAAAAUAAAUCAAUUAACAAUAAAAUUAUAUGAUUCUGAAUUUAGUAGACAAUUAAAAAUUUUCCGAUUUUUUUUUUUCGAAAUAAAUUACAAAAAAUAAAAAUUAAAAAUAUGCACAUGUAGAAAAUUUAAAAAACUAUAUGUGUAAUUUUUUAAAAUAUUUUUUUUUUUUAAAUUUACCGCUCCCGGAUCGAGUACUAGUUCACUAAUCGGGAGCCAGUGAAUUUAUAAUUUUUAAAAAAAUUAUAAGACGUCGACUAACUUCAGUAUCAAAAUUAUAAAUUAUUGUGCUAAUAUAUCAUCACAGAGCAAUGAUCUCGUAAAUGUGCAACCAUUGCGCUCAAUUAUAAACUAUAAAUUUUUUAUACCACUAUAAAUAAUUCAAUUAAUUAAUUAAUUAAAUAAUAACAAUAAUUAAUUAAAUAAAUAUGUAAUUGACAGACUGCAGCAACCGAACUGCCAAUUUAGAAUUCCACAACAAUACUAAAAAAUUAAUAAUAAUAAUAAUAGUAAAUUUAUUUUAGACUGUAAAUAUAUUUGCGCUUUUCCCGCCUUUUUUUAAAUCAACAAUUGUUAUUUUUUUCUUUUUUUUUUAAUUACCACGUGAUUUAAUUAUUGAAAAUUACCGUAUUAAGAAAAUUCACAUUCAAUUAAAUUUUAAUAUUAAUUUUAAAAAUUAUAGUGUAACUUAAAUUAAUUAAUUAAAAAAAAAUUACAAAAAAAAAAAAAAAAAAUAUGAUGUAAUGAAUAAAUGAAUUAUUUUACUUUAAUUAUAAUUUUAUAUUCGUCUGUAGAAUUUUGUUGUAGUAGUAACUGAUAAAUUAUUCGAUAAUUAAUAAAUUUAAGGAUAAGAGUAAAAUAAUAAUAUAGUUAAUUAAUAAAAAAAACGAGGGAAAAUAAUUAAUACUUUAAAGUUAAAUACUUGAAGUAUUUGCUGGUGCAUUUUACCAUUAAUCUAUCGACAAUUAUUAUAAAAUUUAUUGUUGGUGUCAAUGUAAAUAAAUGAAUAAAAAAAAAAAAAAAAAUUAAACAAAAUUUCAAUAGGAAAAUUAAUGAAUUAAAUGUCGAUUUAUCACAUCACUCAUUAUUCGAUGUCUGUAAUGAUGAACGUAAUUAAGACUAGAGAUAAUUAUAAAAUUUUUAGUGAGUAAUUAGUACUGUAGGUAUGUUAUAUGUUACAUGUUAUAUUAUUUCAUUAAAACGAACGAUAAUUAUUUGGUUCAGUAUCUAAUUAUUUCUGGUAACUUUUUUUUGUAUGUAUAUUUAUUGGUAUAAAGUUAUGACUUACUGCCCGCUUGUAUUUUUUCCAUGCAAAUAAAUAA